ACUACUGACAAAACGUCAACUGCGAGGGCAGCACUUUCAGAUUUUCAUCGCCUUGACUCCAGAACGUUGUCUCUGUCGAGCCCCACCUUUACGACAACCUCAACUAUCAUUAACACCAGCUCCUCCGGCUCAUUCCCUUAUGCUACCUUUGGGCGCCCAGAAUCCUCAAGCACUCUUCCGCUGACUUAUUCUUCUCCGCCGUCCAAUAAAUCUCAAGCUUCGCCACUUGUAGCGGCGACGGCAGCCGCCGCUGCUGCGGCCCAACUACUGGCUUGUCCUGGUCAAGUGCAACAACCCGCACUACAACAACUCCUCAAUUCACUCUUGCAGCCUCGAAGGGUGGAUCGAGCCCGGCUCGGGAUUGAAGUCCGCCAAGCCAGGGCUGUGCCACUCCUGCCACCACCACCCUACGAGCUGGUGGAUGUCGGUCAGAUUGCCAGCUGUACAGAUGCGCCUUCUUCAGGCGUGUCUUUUCUAAGGAGCCAAACUGAAUUAAACUCAUCCGGCACUGCCUGUAAUCAUGGCCAAGACGUCCGGGGGGUGGCUGCUGUCAUGCCAGACGCCACCUUGUAUUCGGGCGAUCGCUACCGAACGCAACCGGGCCAUGUUAGAUCUCAUCCUUCAUUUAGGGGUCCCAUACAGAAGACU
Protopolystoma xenopodis is the source of this 648-nucleotide messenger RNA. The record is from the annotation of a GenBank genome assembly. Lineage: Eukaryota; Metazoa; Platyhelminthes; Monogenea; Polystomatidea; Polystomatidae.